Messenger RNA from Asparagus officinalis (garden asparagus), 1326 nucleotides. RefSeq names its product protein MULTIPLE CHLOROPLAST DIVISION SITE 1. The record is from RefSeq and is a predicted model, not a curated record. Lineage: Eukaryota; Viridiplantae; Streptophyta; Magnoliopsida; Asparagales; Asparagaceae. Gene Ontology annotation, cellular component: chloroplast inner membrane; chloroplast. The transcript has 4 exons. The coding region runs from base 52 to 1053 and encodes 333 amino acids. Gene Ontology annotation, biological process: chloroplast fission.
CUUAAAAUCCCCGAAAUUGAGCAAAAACCCUAGCCCUAGUUUCUCGCCCCAAUGACAUCACUUCGAUUUCAAUCGCAAAUCAACUAUUCUCUUGUUGCAGUUCCAUCGCUGCGAUCAAAGUUGGGUUCUUUCGAGAACGCUUCGAAACCCUCGAUGCUCCAAUUGAGAUUGAGUAGGCGGCGAUCGAGCUUGAGAUUUCGCGUUCGGGCUUCUAAUGACGAUUCGGGUUCAGGCGGUGGUGGUGGAGCUCGUGCAUUGAAGGGGAUGAUCGAUGCUCUUCCCCCUGCUGUUUUAGUGGUGCGGCGGAAUAUUGGCUCAAAAUUUGCAGUUGGCAUAUAUAUUGCAUUUGUGUUACUUGUGAUUGUUGUAAGAAAAGUGAUGCUUAAAAGGCGUAGCCCAACUCGUCAGGGUUCUGUUGCUGAUCUCGUGAGAAGGGGCCAAUUGAGAGCUGAUAGAAGAGGCAUCUCGAAGCCUCUGGAAUAUGAAGAUCCCUUUAAUAAUCCUUUAGUGAAGGUUGGUCAGAGUAAUUCGACCAUAGAGAUGUGUGGAAAGGUUUAUCGCUUAGCUCCUGUAAAGCUUACUGAAGAACAACAGUCAGAACAUCAGAAGAGGAGAUCGCGUGCAUAUCAGUGGACUAGACCGAAAGUUUUUCUAAAAGAAGGUGAUCCGAUCCCACCUGAUGUAGACCCUGAUUCAGUCAGAUGGGUUCCAGCCAAUCACCCAUUCGCUACCACCACCAGUGAUAUUGAUGAGAAAAAGGCCCAGGAUAAUGUUUCUCAAAAACAUGGUGUUCCCUCUCGCAUCAGAGAAGAACAUGAAGCCUUGCAGAAAAAGCUGGAGGCGCUUCAAAAUGGCCAAGACUUCAACGAAGUGACGAUCAACGUCCGAAGCAUCCAAGGUUCCGAAGGUGCAGUUAGCUCACAGAAAUCAAAACCACAGGAGCAGCCUAGUUCUUCUACAGAUCAGCAGUACAAGCAUAUGCCCUCGAAUCCAAAUACUGAGGACGGUUCUGGUGAAAACUUGUUACCAGAUGAAAUGAAGAGAAAAUUGUAGUUGGGAUUUCUACGGCAUGAUUUUAUAUGAAGAUAAUGGAAUUUGAUCCCAAACAAGAACAGCGUUAGCUAGUGAAAGUGGUUGGCUCCUAUGCGGAAAUUUGUACAUCAAAUUGUAUAUAUGCUCUGCAUCUGCCACUAUUUUGUAUUUACUGUGAAGUGUUUCGGGAAGUAAAUUCGAGACUUUCCCACGCAAAUGAAAGCCUUACCAUUGUCUUUGCAAAGUUGAGAAUGAGUACUGAAAGAUCAAUAAUCAAUCAAGCUCAUGUUUUCA